CCUCCGCCAGCUCCGAGCCAGGGGCGCAGCGCGCCGAGCCCGUCACCCUCCCAGGGGACGAAGGGAAGAAAGCCCCGCUCAUCUGCCGGAUCACAACCCCAGCCGACCCCGCGGAGCAGAUCUGACAGUCAUAUUGCUGAGAGGCAGCCGAGGACCUCGCAGCAUCAUAAAGACGCUAUCGCCCGCCCCUGGACGCCCCCGAGCGAGGCGAAGCGCACCGUUACCGACCGACCGGCCGGCCGGCUGCUUGACAGCCCGCGCGCAGCGCCAACCGCCACCAGGCCGCGGCUCUCCCGCUGCGCAUACGCGGCAGCACAGCGGCGACUACUCCGAGGACAACGCGCAUGCGCGGAGGCGUACAGCGUGCGUAGAGGGGCGCUGCCGCGCAUGCCCGCAGCGGGACGCAGGCGCGUGACGCGCCGUCUGCGCGCUGUCGCUCCCCGGUCCCAUAUGGAGGAUGAAGACUGCCCCGAUCUGGUGCCGAUAGACGUCGGUAUCGUGCAGGACAGCGAGCCUGGCUCCGGCAGGAAGAUCCCCGUGACCAUCAUCACGGGUUACCUAGGUGCUGGGAAAACAACGCUUCUGAAUUACAUUCUGACUGAACAACAUAGCAAGAGAAUCGCAGUGAUACUGAAUGAGUUUGGAGAAGGGAGUGCACUGGAGAAAUCUUUGGCAAUCAGUCAGGGAGGAGAACUCUAUGAAGAAUGGCUGGAGCUAAGAAAUGGCUGUUUGUGCUGCUCAGUAAAGGACAAUGGUGUGAAGGCUAUUGAGAACCUCAUGCAAAAGAGAGGAAAAUUUGACUAUAUAUUGUUGGAAACAACUGGUUUGGCAGAUCCAGGAGCUGUGGCCUCCAUGUUCUGGGUUGAUUCUGAGCUGGGAAGCGACAUCUAUCUUGAUGGCAUUGUAUCUGUUGUUGAUGCAAAGCAUGGAUUGCAGCACUUGACAGAGGAGAAACCGGAAGGCCUUGUCAAUGAAGCGGCAAGGCAGGUUGCAUUAGCUGAUCUUAUAAUCAUCAAUAAAACGGAUUUGGUUUCAGGGGAAGAACUGAAUAAAGUCAGAGCGUCUGUCAGGUCAAUAAAUGGACUCGUCAAAAUUUUGGAGACACAAAGGUCAAGAGUUGAUCUUUCCAAUGUACUGGACCUGCAUGCUUUUGACAGUCUAUCUGGAAUAAGCUUGCAGAAAAAACUUGAGAAUAUGAAGACAGCACAUGCACAUCUAGAUAAGGGUAUAGUGACGGUAACAUUUGAAGUCCUAGGAAACAUCAAGGAAGAAAACCUUAAUCUCUUUAUACAGAAUCUUCUGUGGGAAAAGAAUGUGAAAGAUAAGACUGGACGUACCAUGGAUGUCAUAAGACUGAAGGGACUCGUAUCUAUUCAAGGCAAAUCUCAUCAAGUGAUAGUCCAAGGUGUCCAUGAGCUCUACGACCUGGAAGAGACUGCAGUAGCAUGGAAGGAAGAUGAAAAAAGAACAAAUAGACUUGUUUUAAUUGGUAGGAACUUGAAUAAGGAAAUCAUCAAAGAAGUAUUCAUAGAAACUGUGUCAGAGAAGCAUGAAAGCAGUUGACACUGGACUAUAAACAAGAUGAAAAGUCUUGUGCUUAACUCUGCAAGCUUUUUAUGAUUAGAAGGACUGAAUGACACACAGUGUAGUAGUUCCUUUUUCCUCUUCCAAUCUACUGGACAGUUAAACUCCCGAGCCCUGCUAAGAAUCCCAGCUCACCUACUGUUAAAAGAUUAGCUCUUAUGGUCUAGAAUCAAACACACACACAAAAAAAAAUCCUAGCAUUUUGAAUUGGGCUAAAUUUAUGCUGGUGAAUUCAUUCAGCUUUGCAGAAGUACAGAUAGGCAAAAGACUUGCUUCUGUUGUAUGUGAAGAGGCCAUAAAUUACGGUAGGUGUAUGUGGUAAAGAUAUUGAAAGACUAAUGCUUUUUUGCUGUAAUGCUCUCUUAAUAAUAAAUUAGUAUUGAUUUUUGCCAGUCAUAUAAUCACAGUAAAAGUAUUUAGUAUUAAACUUUCUUGCAUAGCUUUCCACUUGUUCUUUGGUUUUUAAAUGCAUCCAUCCAUCCCAGGUAACAAAUCUGUUGUAUAAAUGAAAGUAAAAUGUGCAGCCAGUCCCCACACAGCAGCUGUCCCCCCAGCCCUCUCCCCUCAGUUGACUUUUUUUUUCCACAUGAUGUCAUAUGUUAUCAAAUGUCCCUCUGGCCAGUUUAGGUCAGUGGUCCUGGUUCUGUCCCAUCCCAGCUCUUCAUGUCUCCGCAGCAGCCUCUUGCUGGCAGGACAGUACGAGGCACUGUAAAACAUCCUUGGCAGUCACGUCCCUUCAGUUUGAAAGCUAGCAUGUAUGCUCACAACUUUGCAGAUUUUAGACUGUGUAAAUGGCACUUUCCUGUAUGGAAGACAAAUGAUUGCUGUCAAUUAAGGGUUGAGUUAUAAACAUCACAUAAAUGCAAAUUUGUAAAUAA
Molecule: messenger RNA, 2462 nt
Organism: Gallus gallus (chicken)
Lineage: Eukaryota; Metazoa; Chordata; Aves; Galliformes; Phasianidae
Gene: CBWD1
Product: COBW domain containing 1
Exons: 15
Coding region: 451-1563 (370 amino acids)
Cellular component (GO): cytoplasm
Source: RefSeq, marked validated